AUGCUAUCUGACGAUCACUCCACCCAAGUUGUCAAAAAGAAGCGGAGCCGGGAACAACUUGAUGUGAAUUCUUCGAUCGAUACCGAGGCUGCGGCAGAAUCAGCACAUCUUUCUGCUCAGGUCGAACCUUCCGAGGAGAAAUCGACCGAUGCGAAAGAGCCAGAGAAGAAGCGACACCGGGAUGGCUCACAGGACCAAGAGACCAAACCCGACAAGGGUUUCGCGGGAAGUGCGUUCGCGACUUCCUCACUUGCUGCAUUCGCUGGUUCUGACAAGUCUCCCUUCGGCUCAAUUGGCGCAUCGACACCUUCUGUUUUCAAACCCGCCGACUCGGGGAUGUCAAGUUUCGCUUCACCGUCUGGAGGUUCCGGCUUUGGCUCCUUUGGAGGUGGUUUCUCUGGUGUCGGCGGCGGAUUCUCAGCAGCAGCGAAGACCGGUGGUCUCACUAGCUUUGCCUCACCCAGUGCCCCUGCCACUUUUGGGGAGACAAAGCCCUCCGCGCUUGGGGAAUCCAAGGCCUCAACUCUCGGUGCCGAAGAUUCGAAGGCUGAAGAUUCGGAAAGCGACAAGGACGACGCCGAGGAGGAAGACAAGAGCACAUUUGAGGCCGAGAAGACCGAUGAGCGCUUCUACGAACAAACCAUGGAAACUGGCGAGGAAGAGGAAAUUACCUACUUCUCAUCCAAGUCCAAGCUAUUCCACUUCCUGGACGGCGAGUGGAAAGAGCGCGGUAUUGGUACUUUUAAGCUGAACGGCCGCAAAAGCUCGACCGACCCUGAAAAGAUAUUCUCGCGCAUGAUCAUGCGCGCUGACGGCAACAUGCGUGUCAUGCUGAACAGCUCUCUCUUCCGUGGCAUGAACUACGGAGAUUCCAAAAACGAAUGCCCGACCACAAAGCAGAUUCUCGUGGCCGGUCUCGAAAAUGGCCGAACUUUCCCUCUUUUGUUACGCUUCUCCAGCGUGGAAACAGCCGAGAAGCUCUGGACGGAAAUUGGAAAGUGCAUCAAGAACCUACCAGGCGACGAUGAAGAAGAACACUAG
Messenger RNA from Penicillium maclennaniae, 1041 nucleotides. Its product is annotated as nucleoporin NUP56. Gene Ontology annotation, cellular component: cytoplasm; nuclear pore. Gene Ontology annotation, biological process: intracellular transport. Bases 1 to 1041 code for a protein of 346 amino acids. The record is from RefSeq and is a predicted model, not a curated record. The transcript has 4 exons. Gene Ontology annotation, molecular function: GTPase activator activity. NCBI's taxonomy places the organism in Eukaryota, Fungi, Ascomycota, Eurotiomycetes, Eurotiales, Aspergillaceae.